Molecule: messenger RNA, 1284 nt
Organism: Amphiprion ocellaris (clown anemonefish)
Lineage: Eukaryota; Metazoa; Chordata; Actinopteri; Pomacentridae
Gene: rwdd3
Product: RWD domain containing 3
Exons: 5
Coding region: 126-902 (258 amino acids)
Biological process (GO): positive regulation of hypoxia-inducible factor-1alpha signaling pathway; positive regulation of protein sumoylation
Molecular function (GO): protein binding
Source: RefSeq, a predicted model, not a curated record
UACCCGGACGGCAUGGAGAGACGGACAUGUGCUGAAUCAGGAUGUCCACUAAACUAUGACCAUAAACAACAUGGAUUUGUGAUGUAUCGCAGCUGUGUGAACGGUAUGAUGUGGAUCCAUAAAUAAUGUCCGAAGCUGCUCUUGAAGAAGUUUCUGUUUUAUCGUCCAUAUACUGCGGAGAAGGAGAGUUCCAGCUCAUCCAGCAGUCUGCUCAGGAUGGGCUUGUGGUCCAAAUCAACUGUACUGGAGUUGGAGACAGAGGGCUGGAUGUGAGACUGGUGUUUCACCUGCACCCUGACUACCCUUCAUCUCCCCCCCACAUCUCCAUCUCUUCUACUGGUCUGUCCAGGACUCAGUGUCACAGCAUCAGACAGAAGCUGCGGGAUCGAGCUGCAGCGUUAGUCCCUGAGCCAAUGGUUCACCAGCUGGUAGAGUGCUCACAGCAGCAGUGUGUGGAGGUGACAGAGGACGGUGGAGGAGGCGACGAGGCAGUAGAAGAGUCAGAAAAAGAUGAGUGGGCUGCAGUGCUGUUGCUGGACCACAUCCGAUCUCGAAAUCGUUACAUUGGACUGCUGGAGCGCUGGAGCCACCAACUGCAGCUGACUGGAAGGUUAUUAUUGGGACAAAGCAUACUGGUUAUUCUGCAGGGAUCUAAACCUGACAUCAAGGAAUUUUGUCGCCGGUUGAAGACGGUGAAGGUGGACGUGGAUUCUUCAGGCAGGAAAUGCAAAGAGAGGAUGAUGAAGAUUCUCAUUGAAACCUCUUGGUCUUCCUCCCGUCAGCAUUGUCUCCAGGGUUUUUUAGUGAAGAACUACCAGUCACUCUCAGAGCUGCCUGCAGCCUUUGAAGAACUCCACAUGAUUGAGCUUUACCAGCAGAUACUGCCAUUAUUAAGUGACUAACAGAGGACAGCCACAAAGUACUGGAUAUCACAAUCCUGAACAAAUAUAAACACUACAAGCCUCCUCCAGUACCUAACUAUGACACAACAGCAACGGAACAAACACAACAGAGAUGAUGGCCAGACAAACAUAGUUUUGUGAUUACUGGUAUUUAGUUUGAUUCUUGAUUGUCUUUGAUAAUGGAUUUGCUGACCACACAUCAUUUCUGUUAUUUGUUGUUAUGGUAUGUAUUGUACUAGUUGAGUUCAUGUGAGUUGGCCCUGUUGAUGCCCUUUUAUAAAAGGGCAUCAACAGUUUGGUCAAUAUUUGUGCAUUACUUCUGUCACUGAAAUAGGAAAUGCUCUUUUAAGAUUCAUUUUUAUAUAAAAUUUUUUGCAAGUUA